GCUGCGACCAAAGAGACUUGCGUAGAAGACGACUUUCCUCCGUACAGGAUGGAAGACUGCCUCUACGACACAUCGUGGCUAAUCCAUAGCCUUCCAGCCCUGACACCGUCGUUCCUCGCACUCCUUGCACCACCGUCAACACAGCGGGAGCGAUCACAACUGACAGGAGACCUCUCAACCCACGCGGGUGCUUUUGGCGAAUCCAUCAGCCAAGGCCGGCCACGCUACGAGUCAGAAGAAGAAAGAGAAAGGCUGGGCUCUUUAAGUCAAUGCAAAUGGAACAGGCUAGAGGGACUCGCUCCCGAAGAAGGUCAGACGCAGCCACUCAACAGGAAAAGAAUGCGAGACGACGGAGAUGAUGACAGCUCAACGAGUCACGGAAUCCUGAUCUCGCUCAUCUAUGAAAGAACGACUUACAAGUUCAUCAUAUACACAACCCCCAAUACCAUUUCCUCGAAGCGCAGCAGGACAGAAACAUCGAACCGCGCAAGCUCGAACCAGGAGAGCCGGACGGCCAUCCUCCUCUCCAAGUCGUCCCCUUCCUUGUUAAGAUCCCUGACGACCUACCUAUCGGACACAUUCGCCCUCCCCAAAAUUCACCCUCUGCAAAUGCCGUCAGCACUCAUCCAAAAGACACUCCAGAACUAUCUCUCAACAAUCUACUCCUCCCUAUCCACAGCCCCUGGCUCGACGCAAUCCCAAGUACAAGAUCUCUUCAUCAAUAUCAUCAGCAGUGUGAGACUCACGAUUGGCUUCUCUGCUCCGGUCGCCCCUCACCUCAAAUCUCUAGACAUCGCCGUGGCUCCUUAUGCAGUUCUGAAGGCCCUGCCGGAAAAUGGAAGAUUUGGCAUCGAGCACUUCAUGUCUACGCUAGCAGGAUAUAUCUGGGCAAAUACUGGUCUUAAAAUUCCUGUCCUCGAUGACAGAGACAACGUGGUUCAGUCGCUCAAAGGCCAGGAAGCGGAUAUUGCUAAAUCAGACGCUCCGAUGAAGAUCUCCAGGAUAUCCAAUGCCGCAUAUGCCAUCUCAUGCGACCACCGGAUAAAAUUCGUGUCGAGGCCACUCCAUAGUGUUGACGACCCGGACCAGCCGGAUGAGAACUGUGUACGAAGGGCGAAUCAGGAACUCCUGGUUGCGAUUGUGGAAGAGGCGCGGCGGCAAGUGAGAGAAGACAGCUAAUUUGCGUUGAUCUUGUAAUCUUAGGUUCAGGCGUUGGUGGAAUUUGGCUGCGAGAGCCUCAGCACAGGCUUUUGGGACGAUUGUAUGAUAUGAGACGAAGGUCGAUGAUGUCCGACUGAACACUACGUGAACGACUGUACAAUAGGUAACCCAUGAAUAACAGAGAUACCCGACGUUCGCUUGGGAAGAGGACAACGGAUCAGUGUGCUUGUGCACAAGAGGAGUAGGAACAUGUU
Messenger RNA from Exophiala xenobiotica, 1415 nucleotides. RefSeq lists its product as uncharacterized. The annotation marks the transcript as partial. The record is from RefSeq and is a predicted model, not a curated record. Lineage: Eukaryota; Fungi; Ascomycota; Eurotiomycetes; Chaetothyriales; Herpotrichiellaceae. The transcript has a single exon.